GGUGCCGGUAAGAGGAGUGUAGUGAGCAGGCCCCCGAGCAUCAGUAAUCCGCCGCCAUCCGUCAUCAUUUAAGACCCCUUUUCUGUGUAACUGCAAGGGCGCCUGAAGUCUUUCCUUUGCGUUGUGUAUUUCGGACAAUUUCCUGUAGUCUCAUCGCUGUUCUCCAUUUUUCUCCCUGCAGAGGGGCUGUGACAGACUACCGAGCCGACACCCUCCCGAGGAACACUAACCCACAUACAACAUGUAUGCCUGCGCCAAGUUCGUCUCCACACCCUCAUUGAUCCGUGCUGGAUCCAGAGCUCUGUACAGACCAAUUUCUGCAUCAGUGUUGUCACGGCCAGAGGUCCAAACUGGAGAGGGAAAUGCCACACUCCUCAGUGGGGCUCCAAACCCCUUCACACAGUUGGCACUGAGGGAAUUUCAGACCAGUGCAAUCAGCAGGGACAUUGACACUGCUGCAAAGUUUAUUGGUGCUGGUGCUGCCACAGUCGGAGUGGCUGGCUCUGGUGCUGGUAUUGGAACAGUUUUCGGCAGCCUCAUUAUUGGUUAUGCCAGAAAUCCAUCACUGAAGCAGCAGUUGUUCUCUUACGCCAUCCUGGGAUUUGCCCUGUCUGAAGCUAUGGGUCUCUUCUGUUUGAUGGUUGCUUUCCUGAUCCUGUUUGCCAUGUGAAUGAAGAAACUGUUGCCAUUUGAGAAAUCAACUGUAAUAAAUAUUUUACUGUGGCUCCCAAGGAAUGUCAUUGUUGUGGAAAUGUACAAUAUUUCCAAAGUCCUUUCAUUAAAAAUAGUAAAACUUUAAUUAUA
This is a messenger RNA of Xenopus laevis (African clawed frog), 804 nucleotides long. It is a transcript of the gene atp5mc3.S, whose product is annotated as ATP synthase membrane subunit c locus 3 S homeolog. Gene Ontology annotation, molecular function: proton transmembrane transporter activity. The record is from RefSeq and is marked provisional. Bases 242 to 670 code for a protein of 142 amino acids. Lineage: Eukaryota; Metazoa; Chordata; Amphibia; Anura; Pipidae. Gene Ontology annotation, cellular component: membrane; proton-transporting two-sector ATPase complex, proton-transporting domain; mitochondrial membrane. Gene Ontology annotation, biological process: proton motive force-driven ATP synthesis; proton transmembrane transport. The transcript is spliced from 4 exons.